Phasianus colchicus (ring-necked pheasant) is the source of this 5422-nucleotide messenger RNA. NCBI's taxonomy places the organism in Eukaryota, Metazoa, Chordata, Aves, Galliformes, Phasianidae. The record is from RefSeq and is a predicted model, not a curated record.
UGUCGGCGCGCGCCCGCUUUGCGCCCCGCUUUGCGCAGCGCUUCCCCAUCUCGGCUGUGCCCGGUGGAGACCGGAGCCGGUCCCCGAGGGUAGAAAAAGUUAAAACCUUUGAGCCUGUAGCCGUGUUCCGGGAGGGGACUUCGGUACUGGCAGCGGGCGGGGUCAGAAAGUAAACGGGAACCCCCGGGGGCAGCGGGGACACGGCCCGGUAUAUAUGUGUGUGUAUGGGGAAGGGGGGGGUUAGGGUUGGGGUGCACGGCCCUGGGCACUCCCCCCGUCCCUCUCGGCUUUCCGAUCGUUUCGAUUUCGUUUCCCGGAAGGAUCGCGCCAGAGCCGCGUUGGUGCAGCGCCGAGCGGCGGGGGGCGGCGGGGAUGCAGGGUGAAGUGACGCUCGGCUCUUCCAGCCCAGUGGCUGCAGCUUUGCUCCCAGCCUGGGGCAGACACACACACAACGAUGAGGGGCAUGGCCUGGCACUGCCUGGCAGGCUGAGUGAGUGGGGUGGGUUUUUGGUCUCCAUAGAGGGGAAGGGUGGUGAUGGAGACCACUGUACCUCUACAUUGGGUUUGGGGGUGCAGACUGAGCUGUUUCAGGGGCUGUCACCACUUUCAGGGAUCCAGCCCUCGUUGUGGAGUAAGGACGAUGUCAUCCACUGGCUCAGGUGGGCAGAGAGGGAAUAUUCCCUUCAGCAAACGGAUGAAAGCAAGUUUGAAAUGAAUGGCAAAGCCCUGUGCAUCCUCACCAAGGACGACUUCAGGUUCCGUGCUCCUGGCUCAGGUGAUGUGUUGUAUGAAUUACUCCAGUACAUUAAGACUCAAAGAAGAGCUCUGAUGUACAGCCCUUUGCUGAAUUCACCCUUCCGAGAGGCCAAGGGCACAGGGGAAGGGAUGGACGGUGGUGCAGAGGCUGCUCUGGAUGCUCCCUCACCCUGCCUGGAGCACACUGAGCUGUCCCCAUCCCACAGCCUCCAUCAGCCCUUGAACCUCUCCCAUCCCAGCACUGAGGGCAGCUGCAGGGCAGAAUCCAUCUGCUCUUUUCCUACAUCCCCGUUAGCACCAGUGGAUGGGAAAAUCGCAGACUGCAGGCUGCUGUGGGAUUACAUCUACCAGCUCCUCUCCGACAGCCGCUACGAGCCCUACAUCAAGUGGGAAGACAAGGAGGCCAAGCUCUUUCGCAUCGUUAACCCCCAUGGACUCGCCCAUCUCUGGGGGAACCACAAGAACCGUAUGAACAUGACCUAUGAGAAGAUGUCCCGAGCGCUCAGACAUUACUACAAGCUUAACAUCAUCAAAAGGGAACCGGGGCAGAAGCUGCUGUUCAGAUUUCUGAAGACACCCGAGGAGAUCAUCCAGGAGAAAUCCAGCAGGCUGGAGCAGCUGGAGAACGAGGAGCACGAGGAGCUCAAGGAAGAGCUGCUGGAAGUAGUGCAGGACACCACGGAAGGCUGUGUGUGCAGUGCUGUGCAGGGGGACUUGUGCUCUGCUGGGAAGUGCCAGCACCUCCUGCUCCCUGCACAGAAAGCAGCAGAGGGGGUCCUGGAUUCCAAAAGUUGCCUUGAGCCAAAGCUGUGAUGCCUCGAAGUUGUUGGUAAAGGCUGCUUGGUUGUUACAGUGAGAUGAGCACACAUACAGGGUCACGAGUGCACUGAUGUUGCCUUGACCUGAGGUAGGACUCACCCUGCAGAUGUGCUGUGCGCUGUGAUCUGUCUCCUGUGGAGCUGUGAUUAAGGGUGGGGAUGUGCUGAAGAGAUGGUCUGAAUCCUGGCUGGAGCUUCAGGCUGUGCAGAUGUGUCCUACUGGGUCUUGUUUUAACUCCUUGUGUAACCAUAUGGCUAAAGGAUGUGACACGAAACAGGUCAGCAGUGAAUGUGAUCUCUGUGGGGUAAAGGAGAGCUGCCUCACAGCCUUGGUGAGGUGCUGGCAGGGAGGGAUGCCAACAAUUUCUGCUAGGAGCAAAAGCUGGAGGUCACCCAGCACCAGCCAAGCUGUUCAGGGCUGCUCCCAUCCUGGCUGUGUGCCUCUCCUGGGAUACACACUCAUGGGUGCCUUUAUCCUGAUUGCUCUCCCAUCCACUUUCUUGCCAUGGAAGCAGCCCUUGGUGACUCCUGAGCAACCCAUGGCUCCCCAGGCUGGCACAGCUGGCUUUGUUGGAGCUGGUGGUGAACCCAGCACACACAGGGGUGUGUGGCUGCCUUUCACCUGUUCCUCCAACGAUGACUAAGGAUCCCGUUGGACUUGGACGGGGAUUUCCUCCUGAGCUUGGGAAGCUGCCAGAUGCACUCAGCCCUCUUUGAGCUGCGCUGUGCUCUGGAGCGAUCUCGGAAAUCAAAAAAGCAAAGGGCACUUUUGCAAGGAUGGGCUGUGCGAUGACAAAUCCUUCCCAGCUUCCAGGAUGAGCUCGUGUCUGUCUGUCCCACGGCAAUGCGGCCAUUGCUCUUCCCACAGUGUGUGCAGGUGAGACGGCCAUAAAUACGCUGCUUUCCUGGAAAACAACCCAUCCCUUUCAGUAAACAGCCCAGCAAAUGCCACCUGCACUGGGGAACUCAAUGUGUGCGCAUGGGAAGAGGGAGUGAACGGUGCUGGGGAUUUCUGCUGUGGCUGUGCUCCAUGUGGUAGCAUGUGGGUAGGGGUCACACGCUUCCCCCAUGUGCCAGUGCCCACCAGCACCUUGGAGCAGAGGUUUCAUUAAGCCAUGCAGGUGCCGUGAGUUGGCUGUGCUUUCUUUUCAGCCUGUGUUGGGCUGCCUCCAUCCUCCGUGUCUUGGUUCAGAUCUGAACUGCAGAUCUUUUUGUGUCCAGGGCUCAGAAGGAUGGUUGUGGUUGGUGUCCUUACAAUUAAAACACAGCAUCUGCUUGGGUCAGUCAAAUAGAACCACAGAAUCGUUAAGGUUGAAAAAGAUCAUUUAGUCCAAGCAUUGACCCAUUCCCACCGUGCACAUUGACCACAUCCCUCAGUGCCACAUCUCCAUGUUCUGGAACACCCCCAGGGUCAGUUACUCCCCCACCUCCGUGGGCAAACCACAGAAUGGAGUCAUAUAAUACAACCAUAGAACAGACCCACAAGGAUCAUUGUGUCCAACCCUUGGCUUCACACCGGGCCACCCAAAAUCAAACCCUGUGCACCAGAGGAGGUUCACAAUGGGCACAAUCCCUUACUCUAGGGAUGGAGCAGGCAUCCAUAGAGGUGGCUGACGCCCUAUGCUUGUCAUUGUUCAAGAGGCAUUGGACAACAGCCUUGAUCAUGUGCUUUAUAUUUGGUUAUCCCUACAUAAACUGCCUUGGGCAGCCCAUCUUCAGGCUACAUCCAGAAAUGCAGCAACAAAGAGAGAAAGCCUGAAAGAGGCCCUAAAUCAAUGCUGGUCAAUGCUGAUCCCCAUGCAGCCAUGAGAGCUCCUCCACCAAUAGGGAUUGUUGACAGACUCAUCCUGGAUGACCUCCAAACAAGAGGUGAUCAAACUGUGCUCCAUUCCCAGAGUGAUGUGGCUGUUUGUUAGCUGGAUGUUGCAGGGAAAAAGCAGACUAAGUUGAUUGUGAAAGUUCUUAUCACUUAUUGUGGUCACGUGCUGCUUGGUGCCAUAGGGCUCCUGCUGGAUGGGUUGUUUAUCUGCAGCAGGUGGGGAUCUUGAAAAACAGAACUGGGUAUUUCCUAAUCAAUACCAGACUGACGCAGCAGCGUUCAGAAGAGGUAGAGGGAAAUGGGCUGUUUCUCUUCAAGCAGUAGGAAAUUACAGCCCAGAGAAACUGUAGAAAGAAAUUGAAAGGAAAUAAUUGUGGACACAUCGAAUUGUGAGCUGGACCAGUUAUCAAGAAAAGACUAUUUCUAUCCAGGAUGGUUCAGGGCAGCACGUCAUCCGUGCUGAAAGCUGGAGAAAACAAAGCAUUGCUCACGUGGAAACCCCACAGGGCUUUCCAAAAUCACUGUGCCAUCCAUUGCACAGAUCACCACCCAGCAGAUGCAUCCAUGUCCAGUUCUGUGCAAGGUGCAGUGCGAAAUAUUGCCAUCAGAUGGCAAAGUAGCAAUGGGGAUGGCAGGCAGCAGCCUGCAGGAGGAGGCAAUGGACACAGGUGGACAUGGUGUGAGCGAGGCAGGGGGGUUGGAACCAGGGGAUCUUUCUGGUCCCUUCCAACCCAAACCAUUUUAUGGUUCUGUGAUUCUGUGAAGGUCCCAAUUCAUGUCUGAGGGUGGGCAAGCAGGCUGCCUAAAGAGCUCCAGGGGGUGGUUUCAAGGAUGUUGGAUGCCAUUAUGUGCCCCCCACGUCCUGAGUGUUGCUGGGGUGGCAGUGGGGAGAUGCUGUCACUGCUCUGAGGCUCCAUUUCCCUGAGAUACUUUGGUUGCUUCUUACAGAAGCAGCAUAGCAAAGCCUCCACGGGUCAUCAACCCAUAAGAGAUAAAAAAAAAAUAAACAAAACCCACCAAACGGCGGGCUCAGAUAGCUGGUUCCAAAGUGCACCAGGUGACACGGAUGCUUUGAGCUGUUUUGCUGCCAGUUAUCACAAGGAAAUGGCUCUCCUUUCUACUGAAACUCACGCACAGCGGUUCCCAUGCGGAAGUGCCGUCCUGAGAGCUAAAAAUAGGGCUGAGUCAGCGGCCCCAAAGGGUAUAAAGCAGGCGGGUAUAAAGCUGGAGGGGCCGUGGCUCCCCUUGCUCAGUGCUGAGGAGUUGGCUUCGACACACGUCCCGAAGAGCAGCGAUCCCAAUGGAGAGGUAAAUAGCAAAGGAGCAAACCAAGAAGGAUGCGCCCAAUGGGAGUCAGCUGGGGGAUGGGGUUGCUUUGCUGUGAUUACAGUUAUGAAUGGUGCUCACACGGGUGGUUGGGUGGAUUUCAGGUUGGCUUGCAUGGGUGAAAGUUGUCUUUUUGAUCCAGAAAACGGCCAAGAUGUGUUGGGUAGAUGUGUGUUCUGUGUGCCCAUCCCUGCAAGCAGCUCCGGGCUCUGCGUGGCUCAGCCCAUAGGUUUUGCUGUUGGCUUCCUGCACUCUGCUCAGCAGUGGAAGCAGACUGGUUUGGGUCUGGCUCUCUGGAAGGUGCACAGCUGUGGCUGGUUUGGUGGUUUUUUUUUGCUGUGGUUGGCUUUUUUUAGCAGCUUCAAGGGGAGAUGCUUGAAGAUUUGGGGCUAGGGGCUGUGUAAUUGUUCCUUUUGUGUAGUGAUGGGAAGACACAGCAAGGCAAUAUGCCUGUUACACCUGUGCAAACCUGGCAGCCCCUUUGGCACCGGGUGAGUUCAUCCUCUCUGCACAGUUUCACUUCUUCCAUUAGCACUGUCUUCACCCCAUCAUAAAACCCCAAGCGUGCAGCCUACAUCCAUAAAAGAAGUUGAUCAUUGACCAAGGACAGAUACGCCCUUGGACACCUCAAACACCCUCAGCUUACAGUCAAAACUGUCAGUUUCCAUCAUAGCCAACCCACCCACACUCUGUCUUCAGGAAA